This is a messenger RNA of Lobosporangium transversale, 282 nucleotides long. RefSeq lists its product as hypothetical. NCBI's taxonomy places the organism in Eukaryota, Fungi, Mortierellomycota, Mortierellomycetes, Mortierellales, Mortierellaceae. The coding region runs from base 1 to 282 and encodes 93 amino acids. The transcript has 2 exons. The record is from RefSeq and is a predicted model, not a curated record.
AUGAAAGUCAUAAAGCUCUGCUCUACCAACAUCAAGGCUUGCAACUGGACUCUCCUCAAGUAUGCCAUCCCAAUGGCUGCUAUUGCUACAGCUGUCCUGGCUACAGAAGCAACCCGACCUCUCGCCACUGUAGCGGCAGGGACUGACGCUCAUCUAGAACCAAAAGGCGAAUUCACUCACCACUUUCUAUGUCCCGCAUCGAGUGGAUUCUUCAGAAACCCAAGGGACUGUCGUACCUAUUGUAAAUGGAUAUUACCAAGUAUCUAUGUCUGUCUUCCUUAG